AGUUUCUCAUGGUGUACUUUUCGCCGGCUAUCUGCCACGUUGAGGUGUUCCGGAAGGAGCCGCCAGCAGCUUUCAUCAUUGAUUUUAAAAUCACUUUUCACUUCACAUAUAAUACUUUCACAAUAUUGAUGUAAAUGAGAGUGUAGAAUAUUAGUGUGAAAGUCAUCUUGCCAAAUCUCAUUCUGCAAAACAGUCAUACAAGGUUUAAGCCAUGAAGGUGAAGGACAUCGGCCGAACUGCCAACAUGGCAUGGAGCCCCGCGGGGCAGUACCCCAUCUACAUUGCUACUGGAACGGCAGCUCAGCAGUUGGAUGCGACAUUCAGUACCUCCGCCGCCCUGGAGAUCUUCUCCUUGGACCUGGACAAGAAAGGGCUGGAGAUGGAGAGAGCAGCCACUCUCAGCUCCGAACACAGGUUUCAUAAGUUGGUGUGGGGCAACUAUGGAAUGAACAAGGGCGACUUUGCCAAUGGAACUGUCAUUGGCGGAACAGAUAACGGGGGCAUCUAUGUUUACGAUGCGGCAAAAUUAUUGUCUGGUAGCGAAGCUCUGAUUCAUAAAAUGGACAAACACACAGGAGCAGUGAGGGCCCUGGACGUAAACCCAUUCCAGUCAAACCUAUUAUCAUCCGGAGCAAGCGACUCAGAAAUAUUUAUUUGGGAUCUCAACAAUGCUGGAACGCCCAUGACACCUGGGGCAAAAUCGCAGCCUGCCGAUGAAAUCAGCUGUGUAGCAUGGAAUCGUCAGGUCCAGCAUAUCUUGGCGUCCACCUGCCCCGGUGGCCGAUGUGUAGUGUGGGAUCUGAGGAAAAACGAACCUAUCAUUAAAGUUACCGAUCAUAGCUCAAGAAUACGAUGUAAAGCAGUGGCCUGGCACCCCGAUGUUGCUACACAGAUGAUGCUAGCGUCUGAAGACGAUCACUCACCGGUCAUCCAGAUGUGGGAUCUCCGCUUUGCUACCUCUCCCCUCAAAGUUCUAGAAAACCAUCAGAGGGGUAUCUUAUCGAUUGCCUGGUGUCCUCAGGACCCUGACCUUCUCCUCAGCUGCGGCAAGGACAACCGCAUCAUCUGCUGGAAUCCCAACAGCGCCGUCGCCGGUGGAGAGGUCGUCUACGAGCUCCCGACGUCCGCUCAGUGGAGCUUCGAUGUCCACUGGUGUCCAAGGAACCCUGGCUUGAUCUCGGCAUCGUCCUUCGAUGGCCAUAUCAGCGUGUAUUCGUUACUUGGAGGAGGUGGCGUUGAUAACUCGGUGCAGCAACAGCAAGCUAAUCAGAUUGCUUCAUCGUUCCCAGGUUCAGACCCGUUCAAUCGACCAACCCCUCAGCAACAGACUCCAAAGGAACCCGUCAUGCUCAAGAAGCCGCCCAAGUGGCUCCGGACACCAGUAGGGGCAUCCUUUGCAUUUGGUGGCAAGCUGAUCUCGUUCGAGAGUCCCAAGCAGCCACCCAACCAGCAGCAACAGGCGGUACCUCAGGCAAGGCCGGUUCACAUCAGUCAGGUCAUCACCGAGACGGAUCUCAUCAACAGGUCAAACACACUGGAGGAAGCCCUCUCCAAGGGGACCUUCGUGGAAUUCUGCAACAGCAAGAUCAAGCAAUCCCAGAACGAGCUGGACACCCAGAUCUGGAGGUUUCUGAAGGUAAACUUUGAAAAGGAACCACGCAGUCAUUUUGUGAGUUUGUUGGGUCACGAUUCUCACGAGCUGGCGAGGAAAGCUGCCGUCGCUACUGGAGCGUCCAUGGGCCUCACCAAUGGCAGUUUAGAAGGGGACGGUGUUGAUGCAGAGGAGCUUGCCGAGAGGAUGCAGAGAUUAUCAGGAGGAAGCCUGGAGCAGGAGGCUAAGCUUGGUAGUGGGUCAAAGACACCAAAUGACAUGUAUGGGGAUGGCGACGGCGCAGCAGCCUUCGAUGCCAUCGUAGCAGCAGGUCCAGUAGAGGUAGAGAAUAGAGGGAAAGAAGAUGUCGGAAGGUCAGCAUCACCGUUCACGAUAUCGCAAGAAGAUGACACCAAUGGUCUUGUCAGUCAAGCCGUCAUCACAGGCAAAUUUGAGAUCGCCGUUGAGCUGUGUAUCCAUGACAACCGCAUGGCUGAUGCAAUCCUCCUUGCCAUCGCAGGGGGUCCGGAACUCUUAGCGAAGACGCAGCGAAAAUAUUUUCAGAAGACCAAGAGCAAUAUUUCCAGGUUAAUAUCGUCAAUCGUCACGAAAGAUGUCCGUGAUCUGGUACAGAAUACAGAGCUGGAGAACUGGAAAGAAGCCCUCACCGCUCUGCUGACGUACAGCCAACCUAAAGAAUUCUCAACGUUAUGUGAUAUACUUGGUCAGAGGUUAGAGACUGAGGGUAAUGGUAAAUUAGCAGCUCAGGCCUGUUUAUGCUACAUCUGUUCCGGUAACGUAGACAAGCUGGUCUCGUGCUGGGCUCAAGUCAAUCAUGCCGCUACGUCCCCCAUGUCACUACAGGACCUUGUUGAGAAGGUUGUGACCCUUCGGAAGGCCAUUGAGCUGAAGGUCGGCUACGCCCCAGAGAUCUCAUCACCCAUCUUAGCCAACAGAUUGACAGAAUACGCUCAUCUAUUAGCAUCGCAAGGCAACCUGAACACUGCCAUGAACUACCUAGGACAAUCACAUGAGGCUAAGAUUUUAGAAUUGAAGGACAGGUUACACAAAGCACAGAGCGGAGACAGCAGAACCCAAUCGCCAUGGAAACAAGUCAACGUUCCUUCACAGCCAGCCCAACAGCCUCAGAAUCUUGGGGUGAAUUCCUUCCAAACAACAACAGUGUCGAGCAGUUCCUUCUACAAUUCACAGGUUACCUCUAGACUUCAAGGAAACACCUACCAACCCCAGGGACAACCACAGCAUCCACAACAGCCACAGCCGAAUGUCAACCAGGCAACGUAUGCUUCCACUCAGGCAACAGCUGCAACAUCAGCCACCACCACCACCACUUCGCAGUCGAAUAUGAGAAUGAAGGCAGGUGGUCCUAGGCAGUAUCCGUCGUACCCUCAGACGGGCAUGCAGCAGUAUUACUCAAGAGAGGCUCCAGGUAUGAACAACCCCGGUGAGGUUGGUCAACAGCCAGGGUUCCAGACGCAAGGGUUUGGCCAAACACAACCUUACACCAACCCUCAGACUAGCACGGCGCCAGCACCCCAACCUGGUGGCUUCUACAAUCCAAUGGACUACGGUACGCAGAAUCCGGCGGUCUCCCAGCCCGUGGCCACACCAGGUCUCGGUGGAUACCAACAGCCUCAACCAACAGUAUCCUCUGCCCCUAGCCAGUAUGCACCUGUUCCUACAUCGAGUCAUUCCACGCUGGAAAGCAAUGACCCAAAGAAGGCGUGGAACGAUCCUCCACUCCUUAAACCUAAAGCACAACCCACUGCCUACGUACCCCCGCAGCCCAUUACCGCCCCUAUCAUGGGCGUCCCCGCAGAGGAACCUCAACCUGGCUACCAACAACCGACUGGCUAUCAACAACAACAACCACCUCAACAAUACAAUCAACAACAGAACCAGCAGGUACAACAAGAACAAUAUGUCCAGCAAGAGCUUCAUGCCCCCCAAGAUAAUGCACCUGUCAAGACAGCCCAGUCAGCACCAGAGAAACCCAAGUCCCCGCUACCGGCCGAACACCAAUUCCUCUGUGAUACGUUCAAUGCUCUUGCACAAAGAUGCGGGGCUUCCCCUUCCGUUAAUGCUCAAAUGAAGCGGAAACUAGAGGAUGUUCACAGAAAGUUGGAAGUUUUAUAUGACAAGCUGAGGGAAGGAACGCUCUCAGCGAUGAUCCUCCAAGGUCUCCACGAGAUCGCCCACGACAUCGGGACGUACAACUACCAACACGGCCUGGGAGUCCACACGCGACUGGUUACCAGCGGGAACUUCUCCGAAAUCAGUGCCUUCAUGCCCGGCCUCAAGGUCCUCAUGCAGCUGGCCACGCAGCUUAGAGUAUGAAGCACCGCGCGCUCCGUUCAGACGUGAUGCGGAAAAUGGCAGCAGAGAAUCCGGGGGGUGUUUUACAAAGAGUUGGUUUGACCUGUAAGAGUCAUGCUUAAAUGCCAACACGCACAUGUUUUUUAACGUGUGCUGUAAUCUGAAUGAUGGGUACGUGGUAGUGAGCUUCCCAUACACAUGGUCUAGGCAUCCAUCGUCUUACAUAGAGUUACGAUUGAUCCGAUCAACCUCAAGUAUGUGGAAAUCCAUCAAUGUCAUUAUUCAGUCUCCAGGAAAUCUGCACAAUGUCCUUUGUAAACAAAGAUAAGCACACUGAAUUUUCAAGAAAACUAUGAAUUUAUGAAUGGACAUUAUAUCUAAAACAUAUGUUGAACAAACAUGCUUUUUAGAUGAUGAUGUUGCUGGCUUUCCAUAGUUGUGGUUGAUUGGAUCAAUCGUAAUUCUCUGUAAGACGGGGCCCUAACCUAUGAGGUGAUGCAUUAUGUACCGCACGCAACUGAAAUUUUAAGUUACACUUGAAUCUUUGUGAAACGCCCUCCUGAUGAGGUAGACAUGUCACACUUGUGUUUUUCAUAACCUAUCUCACUCGGAAACUGAUUUCACAGAGUCCUAAGAACUAUCAAAGUUACCUUGUUAUAUCAAGGGCCUCUGAUGUAAAACAGAUGCGAUCAAUAUUGAUGAUCGAUUGUAACGUGUACAUGGUUGUUGCCAUUGACUUACAGUUGGGAUUGAUUUUUGCAUUUGAUUGUAUUGUUUAUGUAACAGGGCCCCGGUUAAUAAAGAAAAAGCAACAAUAGUUAAAUGUAGAGAGCCGAAUAUAGCGAGCAGAGUAUUUGAUGCAGUUGAACCUAAUUUGAUAAGGUCAGUAAGCCAGCAGGACCAUCACAUCACCUUGUUAUAUAACGAUCAUUAUGUUAUGUCAGAAGCGGAAUAUCUUGUUAUAUUACAUAGGUUAUGUAGAUUCGAAUCAGUGAUAGGUCAAUACGUCAUCACGUGACCAUAGCUGCGAGGAUCGCAUUUGUUAUAUUCUAGGUUUUGACGUCACCUCAGGGAAUAUACUGCGUUGUAUUGUCAAUUGCGGCGUUAUAUUCACUAAGGUGACGUCACUCGCUGCAUACAAGUUGCGUAACAAGGCAGUUUAUUUGAUGUACGUGCUAAUGUUAACGCGUCGAUUGCAUGAAGAACGCGCUUGAUGUAUUUAAAAAAAAAAAAAUCUAUUAUGACGUAGAUGGAUCAGAGCUGUAGCAAGAAUUUCGGGUUUUGAACCAGAUGAUGAAUGCAAUUUCUGAUGGCGAAUCCACAUAGACUAUAUGAUAUAACAGAUAUUGCCUGGUCUAUCGUUUUAAUAAAUAACAUUUCAUCUCCCCUCCGAAGCUAUAUUUUUCCCUCGGGAUAAUAUUUUCCCUCAGCGCUGCGCGCUUCGGGCAAAACAUAAUCCCUUGGGAAAAAUAUAACUCUGUCGGGGAGAGGAAAUGUUAUAUUCAAACUCUAGGUAGGCAAUAUCUGUAUAAUAUCUGAUAAUGGAAACACAAUGCCUUGUUAUAUUGGGUAACAGAAGCAACAUGUCUUUUUACAUCGGGUACUGGAAGCGGAAUAUCUUUUUACAUCUCCUAAUGGAAGUGGAAUUUCUUGUCAUAUGGAGUUAUGGAAGUGGAAUAUCUUGUUAAAUUAAGUAAUGGAAACAGAAUAUCUUGUUAUUUUGGUUUAUAGAAUCAGAAUGUCAAAAGCUUGGAAGAGCAGUGAAUGCACAUUCGACACAGGUUUGAAGAUGUCGUUUUACCAUUGUGUAUGAACAAGCCCAUUGAGUGCUUACCUGACACAGUGAUAUGAGCUGUUGAUAAGGUACACUGUGUUCAUGUUAGGUACUUAAAACGUAAUGCCAGUCACAUCGCCGAAACUGACUCCAGACCGACCAAGCUAUUAAUUCUUUUCCAUUGACUUACAUCGUGACUUGUAUAAAUCAAUUGAUUACAUAACCCUUGAUGUACUCUAUCUUUCAUGCUAGAAUUCGGUUUUACAAACGUAUCAUUAACAGUAGCUCUGUUAUCAGUUUUAUCUUGAAAUUACGAGUGUGACCUUGUUCAGCAACUAGUAUUAAUGACAGAGUUAUCAUCGAUUGUAGGCAUUACGUCGCAGAGACUUGGAAAGUGUAGCAUGCUUUGGCUUCAAGAUCUUGGUACAAGAACGGCAAAUCCUUUGAACAUCUACAUCUGACCCCCUAUAUCUUGGCCUUUCCGGAAAGUUGUUAUCUCAAUUUUCUAAUUAUGAAAAUAUGCAGUUCUCUGAAGUGGUAAUGACUUGAGCAGCAAAAACAUGAAGUUAUUUUAUGGAACUGCCGAAGGUAAAACUCAAACAGUUACAUUGUUUGCAUGCCUAUUGUUUGGACAUGUGCGAGAGUUAAUUAAGAGAAAACUUUAUGUUGACGGAGCAAUAUGAUAGUUGAUAGCAAAGGGUUAUUUUAACAUCAAUAUUUGAGUGGUGGGAAACGCUAUUUAAUGGUAGAUUUAUGUGUUUUAUCAUACCUAUGUUACCUUAUUUUUCAUUAAAAGACUUCUUUUUAAACUAAGGGAAAUUGUUAAAGUAAUCAUUAAACAAUGUAGAAUUAUUAACAAAUCGUAGGAAUCCAUGUUCUUGCAUGUUUUUUCUGUACUUUGCCGAAGAGAGUACAAAAUAUUAAAAAUCAAUGAAAAGGAGCAUGUAUCAAGCUAUUUUUCCUAAUUAUUUGUGAAUGGAUAUUCCAUUUUUGACAUUGUCAUAUGCCAGUGUCAAUCUUUUUUCUACUUAAACUUUAAAGGGACAUCUUCGGGCAUCAAUCUGCUCUCCGGUGGAGAUGAUAUGGUUGUUACUGUUAUGAACAUUUUUCUAUCCUUUCGCAACAAAAAAUUUGAAAUUUAUAAAAUUCUUUCAAAACCAUCUGAAACAUAUUGCCACUAACCCCUUUGCAACAUGUUUCAUCUUUAUAAUAUUCCUUUUAAUUGCAUUUUUCUUGUUCGGUUUCUUUGCCCCCCCCCCCCCCCUCUUGUGUUUGAAAGGCAAAUUGGUUAAUGUCUACUACAUUCCUGUUCAGUGCUCCACUGAUUUUAUCGUGCAAAAAUGGGAUGGCAAAACUGAACUUAGGCUAUCACUGCAUUCUGUCUCGUUUGUGUAUGUCUUAUUUAUUCCAUAAUCCCUUACAAAAUUAUGAUAUUGUUUUGCUUCUUAAAUGAUCAAUGUUUUAGCCAUUUUAUUUUAUUCUUUUACUGUAGAACAUCCUCACAUACAUUUAUCUGGGAGUAGGUUUUAAACUGACAAUAUGCUUUGUGACAUUGUUUGAUUAGUCUCUCAACAAAACUAUUUUAAUUUAAGUGAAAUGAUAAAGUUAGGAUGGUACAUACCAAAGAGCAGCAAUUACUAUUAAAAUCAAUUACGUAAUUGAUGUUAUCUCUUGAGACAACAGAACUGUGUUCGACUUCUGUGAGAUUUGACUUACAAGAGGCAAAUUAACAUAUCUUUGCAUGAUCUGAGAAAUUAUGUCCACUUGGCGAGUAUUCGUCUUAUGAAAUGUCACUUCUGCAGGCUCUUCUGUAGAUUGAUAUCAUCUAUUCCGAGAAGAAAGGGAGGUUUAGAAAUGUCAGCUAAUCAAAUACAUGUAUGUUUGACAACUUGAAGUUUCCCAAUGUAAAAUCACAUUUUUGUGUUGUUAUGGCUGCAGUAGCUCUCUUGAAUACUGUCUGCUUGUGAACUGAGUGAAAAUGUAUUAAAUUUGCUAUAUUUAUUUUGUUACAAAAUAUCAAUCGGAUGAUUAUUAUUUAACUUUCUAAACUAAUCCAUAUAUUUCUUUAGAAUUUUAAGAGGUUUUGUUCUUUUUUUCAUUGGGAAAUAUAUUCUGUUGGAUGUCUCUUAUGAUUUUUCCACUAAUUGAUGUUUUUAUGUAUGUUACUUUAAUUAUGAAAUAAGGAUUUUUUUUCGUUAAUUAAACCUCUCUACUUGCCAUUGUA
This is a messenger RNA of Lytechinus pictus (painted urchin), 7926 nucleotides long. RefSeq names its product protein transport protein Sec31A-like. Lineage: Eukaryota; Metazoa; Echinodermata; Echinoidea; Temnopleuroida; Toxopneustidae. Bases 212 to 3949 code for a protein of 1245 amino acids. The transcript is spliced from 23 exons. The record is from RefSeq and is a predicted model, not a curated record. Gene Ontology annotation, cellular component: endoplasmic reticulum exit site; COPII vesicle coat. Gene Ontology annotation, molecular function: structural molecule activity; protein binding. Gene Ontology annotation, biological process: endoplasmic reticulum to Golgi vesicle-mediated transport; COPII-coated vesicle cargo loading; endoplasmic reticulum organization.